Molecule: messenger RNA, 1189 nt
Organism: Coccomyxa subellipsoidea C-169
Lineage: Eukaryota; Viridiplantae; Chlorophyta; Trebouxiophyceae; Coccomyxaceae
Exons: 5
Coding region: 179-1189 (336 amino acids)
Source: RefSeq, a predicted model, not a curated record
UUGAAAUGGAAUCUGUCUAGUGUGGCGCUGGGUGCUGGAACUCGUCCUCGAACCUGCCUCGGAUUACGCUUGAAGCUGCGCUGGUGGUUAGACCAAAAGAUUGGUUUUGAACUCUCUAAGCCGGUACAUAAUUUUUGUAUGAACUAGGAUACCUUUGUCGUGCGCGACUGCCUGUACCAUGGGAGACUUCGUUGGAACUGGUGUCGGUCGGAGCGGUGCUUGGUCAGCUACCGGAAGAGUUUCCAAGAGUGAUGGAACGAACCAGCUCUCGCCCCGAGGCACCCCUGGAAGAUGCUCUCGCCCAGGCAGAUCGAUGCCUGUCGUCUCUGUGCACGAGCAGGCCUCCUUUGGGCGAUCCCUGCGUGGCAGUGCCAAUACAAAGGCGAGGAGGGAUCCCCUGGUGUGCCAAUCCUCCCUGACGAUGACAGGCGCGCUUGCCAGCUAUGACAUCCCAGAGCAGCAAGUGCGUCCCAGCAUGCCGGAUUGGCUGAGCAAAUGCAUUGCAGAGGCCGCAAAGCACCUCGACCAGGCCCCCUUCCUGCAGCUGAUGAUGUCACUCCAGUCUGACAGCUUUCUGCACCACUCAGUCCCGUCAGCGGUCGUUCAGGCCCCUCAGCUGUGGCACGGCAUUGCAGAGCACUUGGCAGAGGCCUCACCGGAGGUCAUUGUGCUCAUACACCCAAUCAACAUGACCUCCUCACACAGCAGCCGCGCCCUGCAGGCUGCCAGGGAGAGCGCAAAGUACAGCGCGACAGAUGUGCUGACAGGCAUUGCCGUCGGAGAGGAGCCCGCGCACAUCUGGCAGCAGAGGCAUGCCGAACGCAUGGAGUCAUGUGCGCGCAUGAUGCAGAGCGGCCUCUCCAUCCCGGCCCUCUCCGGCAGCAUCGGCGACUGCUGCGAUGAUGAGACCAGUGCUCAGGCGCCCGUCGCGAACAACAUCCUGCCUCACAGCCCGCGCAGCAGCGGCAGCAAGACCGGGAAGCCGGGCAGUGCGAAUACAGAGAAGGGCGUGCAGUACUGGGGCGUUGUCAUCCAGAGCAGCUGGGCAAGCGAUAACGAUGGCUGCUAUGUGCUCAAAACGAUGCGCAGCGCCGUGGAGGACUGCACAUGCGUCCACUACAGCCUAGUCAGCGUUUGCCAGGGUGAGCCUUACAGCGCCCAGAUGGCUGCGCAAUGGCUCACCGCCUGA